Esox lucius (northern pike) is the source of this 6118-nucleotide messenger RNA. RefSeq names its product KN motif and ankyrin repeat domains 2 (gene kank2). Gene Ontology annotation, cellular component: cytoplasm. Lineage: Eukaryota; Metazoa; Chordata; Actinopteri; Esociformes; Esocidae. The record is from RefSeq and is a predicted model, not a curated record. The transcript is spliced from 13 exons. Bases 234 to 3641 code for a protein of 1135 amino acids. Gene Ontology annotation, molecular function: protein binding. Gene Ontology annotation, biological process: negative regulation of transcription by RNA polymerase II; negative regulation of actin filament polymerization; negative regulation of cell population proliferation.
GGCCCUUUAAGAGCGGAGGGAGGGUGUUCUGGACGGUUUGGUUGCGGUGUUUUUGUCUCCCUGUCAAUGAGCGCGCCUGGCCCAAGACGGCUAAACGAAUUUCUAAGCGUAGGUGCUGACCGUGACAAAGAGGGGAUAGAAGAGGAGAGGAGCCUGAGCAGGAGACUGGGGAGGAGAGACCAUCCCCGCAGCAUUUUGAGCAGCUGGGAUAUCGUGGGUGCACGUGGGACAUCAUGGCUCAGGUGCUGCACAUGGACCCAGGCUUCCCAGGAGGGAAGCUUACCCCAUCCGGUCCCCCCUCACUUCAUGGGAAGGAGCAGGAGGCGCCCUACUCCGUGGAGACCCCCUAUGGCUAUCGUCUGGACCUGGACUUCCUCAAGUAUGUAAAUGACAUUGAGAAGGGAAACACCAUCAAGAGGGUGCCCGUCCAGCGUCGUUCGCGCUAUGGGUCUCUCCCACGGGGCUACGGGUACACAGGCUCCUGGUGGACCUCCACAGAGUCCCUCUGCUCCAACACCAGCCAGGACAGCCGGCACUCCUCCUUCUCCUACUGCGCCCCGGGCUACCACCCACACGGCUCCCACUCCCAGAGGCCCAACUUCAGCACGGCCCGGGUGGAGAAAACCCUGCUGGAUGCCCGGAGAAAGCUGGAGGAGGAGAAAGAGGGGGCCCCGAGGAGGUUCUCCAGCACGCUGGGCAGCAUGCACAACAGCGUGGCAGGAUCCACCACCUCCCUGAGCAGCGCCCACAGCUACAAUCGCACCCAUGGAGGAGGAACGGGCUCCUUCACCCCCGUGAGCUCCGGCCUGUCCACGCCUGUGUCGCCCACACCGGCCCACCUGCAGCAUGUCAGAGAGCAGAUGGCGGUGGCCCUCAGGAAGAUCCGGGAACUUGAGGAGCAGGUUAAGACCAUCCCUGUGCUCCAGGUGAAGAUAUCUGUGCUACAGGAGGAGAAGAGACAACUCAGUGUCCAGCUCAAGAGCCAGAAGUUUCUGGGACAUACCAUGGGCUUUGGGAGGUCGGCCCGGUCCAGGGGGGAGCUCUACAUCGACAUCCCAGAGGAGGAGGUGCGCCCUGGGGGUGCACCCCCCACCAAGGCUUCGGCAGGCCCUCUGUCCCCCACCACUCCAACCAGCCCUGGGGAUGCACCCCCGACCAAGGCUUCAACAGGCCCUCUGUCCCCCACCACUCCAACCAGCCCCGGGGGGUCGCGGCUUCAGACAGACUCAGGCUGUGAGAUCGAGGAUACCGUCAUCGUGGGCGGGGCACGGCCGGCAGGGCGGAGGGAGGUGCGUACCAUCGGGGUGGGGCCAGAGGAGGCGAGGGACAGCCGGCAGGUGGGAGUCGGGGUGAAGGAGCAGGACCUGGGGCUGAUGAGCGAGACAGAGGCCCUGAAGUGCCAGGUGGGCCGGCUGGAGGGCCAGCUGAAGAGGACGAUGCAGGAGCUGCAGGCUGUCCAGCAGCAGGCCCAGGCCCCCCAGGCCGACCACCCGGUCAGGGCCACCAGUCUGACCUGGCAGGACCCGCAGGGACGCAGUCUGCAGACGGUGGUCAGCUUUACACAGCCGCCCCAUCGCCAGGAGCAGAGGACUGUGGGAAUCCAAGUUUACACACUGGAACAGCCGGCCACUGUGGUGGGGGUGGGCACGUUGCUCCGGGCAGAGGGGUGCCGGUCCCCCUCUCUACCCCCAGGCGGUCCAGUCCUGGAGGGACGCCACGUAGGACAGCCACAGGCCUCGGGCCCCGAGGAUGCACCUGUCGAGCUUCCCAUCGCCAUUUCCUCCAAGCAGGUUCGAGAGGUCUUGAGAAGUGAGUUGUCCACCUCUGUGCCUGUCACUAAUCCUGCCAUCGCCAUGGAUACAGUUGGUAAUCAGAUGGCUUUAAUGCAUCUGAAGGAAGGAGAGACACACCAGCACAUUGCCAUGGAGAGCGUCCAGUCUCAGGAAGACCUAUCCAAACCAGCUGCAGCAGCAUCUCCUCAGGCCGCCCUGAGGUCCAUUAUGAAACGCAAAGCCAGCGGAGAACCUGGCUCUCCGUCGACCAAGAAGAACCUCCAGUUCAUUGGAGUCAAUGGAGGGUAUGAGUCCACCUCCUCAGAGGACAGUAGCAGUGAGAGUUCAGAGGAGAGCGAUGCCAGUGAAUACCAUGAGGCCGCAGAGAAACUUCCGUCGACAGCAGCAGAGGCUACAUCAGCAACUCAGCACCAGCAAGCAGCCGCAGUCUCCGACACAGAGGCUCCGCCCCCCACUACCGGUGUCCAACCCCCGGCCUGCCAACCUGCCCCCGUCCAAGGCAACCACCAAUCAGGAGUCACAGACACAGGACUACCGCAGGCAGCCAAACAAUCCCCAGCCAUGGAGACUGGCGUGCAGAAAUGUGCCUCUCAGCCGCCGGCCUCUUGUCCUGCCACCACAGGGAGUGCCAGCCUCACCCCGGCCAAUGACUGUGUAACUCAGGAGAGAACUGUCAAUUCAUCCGUCCCGUACCAAAUUCUUCAGAGAAGUGACACUAGCAAUACUGAACACGCUCCACCUGAGCAUAGCACUGUCCAAUCUGUAGCUACUAGUUGCACACCCCCCAAGCCACCCAGAUGCCAACCAGAUGUCACCGACCCUAAUGGAAAGAUGAAUGUUACCCAAUCAAAUACCACUCCUAUCACCGUUCAGAAAGAUGCCAUCCAAUCACAAACUACUGACUUCGCUCCUGAGCAUUGGCCCACUCCUUCCCCAGCAAGUGGGCAAAGUUGCCAGCCAGGGAUAAUCCAAUCAUCUGCCUCGACGACGACACCUGAAAAACCCCCACGUGCUACUGCGUCAGCCAAUCAAGACUCCAGACUAGUGUUGAGUGAGAGCCUGAAGGAAUCCCUCCAUGCCCUGCAGAAAGCCCUGGGUGAACCAAAUGCCUUCAGCCAGCAGGGGGCGAGGACGGCCUACACCGCGGUGCUCCAGGAGUGGCUGCGCGUGUCCUGUCACAAGGCGGCCGACGUGGCCGUGGUCAAGGCCUACAUGGACAGCUUCUCCUCCGUCUCCCCUCAGCUGCUGGAGUUCGUGGUCAACAUGGCCGACGGCAACGGCAACACGGCUCUGCACUACACCGUCUCCCACUCCAACUUCCCUGUGGUCAAGCUUCUGCUGGACACUGGCCUGUGCAACGCUGACAAGCAGAACAAGGCUGGCUACACAGCCAUCAUGCUGACAGCUCUGGCUGCCUUCCAUUCUGACAAUGACCUUCACACUGUCCUGCAGCUGCUGCGCACAGGAGACGUCAAUGCCAAAGCUAGCCAGGCGGGCCAAACAGCACUGAUGCUAGCGGUGAGUCACGGACGGGGGGACAUGGUACGGGCACUGCUCACCUGUGGCGCGCAGGUCAACAUCCGCGAUGACGACGGCUCCACGGCGCUCAUGUGCGCCUGCGAGCACGGACACGUCGACAUCGUUCGCCAGCUGCUUUCUGUGCCGGGCUGUGAUGCCACCCUCGCUGAUAACGAUGGCAGUUCAGCCCUCUCCAUAGCCCUGGAAGCCAGUCACAAUGACAUCGCUGUGCUUCUCUACGCUCACCUCAACUUCGCCAAGCCACCUUCCCCUGUGUCACCGAAGUCUCCUCUGUUGGGAUCCUCCCCUCCGUCUGGUGAAACCAAGUGACCACGAUGCUAGAUGUCUUUGGUGAAUUUCGCAGCACUGCUUCAACCAGCUCUUACAAUAUUUCACAAAAAGUGUGUAUAUUUUUGUGUGUUCAUUUGUCUGUGACUAUGUAUGUGUGUGAGAGAGUGAUUGUCAAUUGUCAUUGUGUUUUCUUCCCAUUCUCUCUUCAAUUUCUGUAUGUCCACAUAUCGGCAUGAAAGCUAGUAUUUGACACAACCCUAAUGCAUAUUUUUGUCCAUUCUGAGAUAAUUAUCACAUGGCAGAAUAAGCAAUUCCCAUUAGAAAAACUUUACAUCCCCUCUCAGUAGUAACUUCCAUUAUUUCUGUAUUUGUUAGUGGCACUAAAUUAGCAGGUUUGUUUUUACUUUCAGUUCCUUAUUGUGGUUCCUUAUGGUCCCAACAAAAAUGAAAGAAUACUGCUUUAACAUUCACAUUUUCAACAUACAAUCUCCUGCUGUGAAGUGUUCAACUUCCAAUGAUCUAUGUAAAACGCACCACCCACUGCCUCCCCCCAUGUGCCCACUGCCUCCCCCCAUGUGCCCACUGCCUCCCCCCAUGUGCCCACUGCCUCCCCCCAUGUGCCAAAGAUAAACAAAACAAUAAGGACAAAAGAAAGAUAAACCCCAACAGUGCAGAAAGGUGAACAAAGCCUAUUUUUGGUUCAUAAGCAUUUUGUUAACCCACAAGCAAUAUAUUUAAUUCUAUAUAUUGUUGAAAAUUGAUAAGUUGCAGUGACCCCAUGGGAAUUGGUCUUGUCAUAUCACAAUAUUGUACCACACAAGUCACCCAUAUCAUUUUCAAAUAAGCAAAUAUCUUAAGUGUACUUCAUUGAAUGUGUCAGUCAACUGAUUGGUGCUAAAUGAAUUCUGAUACUAGACCCCAAUCUUUUUCAGUAGGCUAACAGUAUUUUUAUAUUUACAAUCUUUACAAAAUUUACACUAAAGUAUUUUUUAUAGUGUAUUUUUAUUGAAUCCAAAUGUCUGUACAAUGUUUACACAAUCUACAGCAUAGUAUCUCCAACACUGCUAACAGAUAACAAACUUUAUACAUAACAUUGAUAUUUCAUAUGUCUAGGACUACAAGUUCCUCAAAAGGAUUGUUUUAAAUAUUGGUCUUACUGAUGAAAUUCUAACCAUGUUUAGUCAUUGACCAAAGUAAGUCAGCACAUGUAGUCUAAAGUUGAGCAGGUAGUUGUUGGACAGGGCUGCUUUGCCUUGUCACACACCCGACUCCUUUUGGCAUUUUGGUCUGGGUAUGUAUGCUCCUCCCAGUGCAUAUGUUCUAGAAAAUACUAUCCGUGUGGGUGAGCAGUGGCUUAAGAUUCUGAGCAGCGUGGCAAGAGGUGCAGAGGACAUCUUCAACUCUGUACAGCUUGAAUCGUCCGGAAUUGGACAACACUAAACUAGGGAAUGGAGAAAAACAAUAUCAAAUCAAGAGAAAACAAAACCAAGAUAUUAAAGAUGUAGUCUGGGACUUUUUCUGUGUAGAAUCCCUGUCAUAUCCCAGCAGAGCAAUUUUAAGUUAAAAGUGAUGGGGCAGAUAUCGGCACAUAAAUGUCAAUUUUACGGAUACAUGUUUUGGCUUGAAAGUGUCGCUCUUAUAAACAGUGGCCAAAAAUCCCAGCAUGCAUCUUUAAGCACAUAACUACUUUUUUGUUACACUGUAUGUUACGGUUAGUAAGAAGUAGUGACCAAACAGAAAAGUCUCAACAAAAGGUGGUAACAGCAGUAAUGUUUUUAUGAAGGAAACUAUAAGGUAGCUUACUCUCACUAUCCAGUAAAUUUACUUAAUUUCUGAAAUUAAAGAUUGUUUAUUUUUUUUAAUAAAGGUUUUAUGAAUGGUUUUACUAAGGGAAAGUCUGAGGUAGUUUUGAAAAGACUUGGGUGCGUGAGGUGAAAGGCAAGGUGUCUGCCAGUUUAGUGGUCACUUUGUGGAUUUGUUGGUAACUAGAACGUGACAGAAAUGACGUUGAAUCUAAUUAAGAAUUUGCAUUGUAAUAUAGCUAUACCAAAAUUGCUAAUUAUACAUACGAUUAUUCUACAAUAGUGGUGAUACAUGAAAUGAAUACUGAAAUAUUGAAGUCCAGAAUACAACUAAAUAUUGUUGUUUCCUUUUUUCCCAACUGUUCAGUAUUUUUUCUGGAAUUGUAUUUGACACCAUUUUAUAUUUGUUUAUUUAACUUUUAUACAUUUAUAUUGGUAUUGCUUGUUCACAAAUACGUUUUAUCUUCUCGCACAUGGUUCUUUUUUAUUUAGCUUUAUGUAAAAUGCUUAGCUUGUAAUUUUUCCAAUUGGAUUUAUGUUUUUGGAAGUUUUUGGAAGAAAGUUAAUAAACCUUGAUUGUCAGUUGUCUCUGUGUUUCUAGUAGAAGUAAAACCUGGGUAGAGGUUUCAGAAUUAUAGUGGUUCUCCUUUGGUUAAAUGCCUACUCAUUGUAAUACUCACAGAGAACAAUAAAAUAAAUCCUACCCUUUCCCAA